Molecule: messenger RNA, 2508 nt
Organism: Malassezia restricta
Lineage: Eukaryota; Fungi; Basidiomycota; Malasseziomycetes; Malasseziales; Malasseziaceae
Product: spindle assembly associated Sfi1-like protein
Exons: 2
Coding region: 1-2508 (835 amino acids)
Source: RefSeq, a predicted model, not a curated record
AUGGCGCUGUGGCAGGAUGCCUCCUCGAGCGCCAUGCUGGACGAGAGUGCGUCGGCCCUUUCGUCGAGCAUGUUUUUUCCGUGGCGAGGCGCAAGGCGCGAGACGGAGCCUGCCAGGCUCGCACAACUCGCCUCGUCGUUUGCUCUGCGCGAUGUGGAAGUGGCGUUCUUCAAUGCCGUGAUCCGCCAUCUCCCGCCGGCGUCUACGAGUUUUUCUGAGCUCAAGCACGCGUACAAUGUAUGUCGUCAGGAUACGGCGCUCGUAGCGCCGAUCAUGCACGACUUCCGCGCUUCGUACACACCCGAGGCACAGGCAUCGAUCGAUGCGCGCCUGUGGAAUACACUGCUUUCGCUCGUGCAAGUGCGAGGGCACACGUGGGCAGAACGAUGGGACACGAUUCGCGUGGGACUCGGUCUCGAGCCGCUGGACGACGAGUCGUCCUUCUCCGUGGACACGAGGGCGCCCGUGGUCCUGUCCAGCACGCCAUGGAAGCCAGCCACGCGUCGUCCGCACUUUGAGCGCCGCUGGGACACGUAUCGCCGACGCGUCCAAAGGCGGUACCUCUAUCAGUGGCUCGCACGCACGCAGCAUCUCGCGCAUAUGUACGCGCGCGCCAAGCACACCCAUGAGCGCGUCUCGGUGUGGACCGCUUGGGUGCAUUGGCGCGACGCACGCGAGCGACACGUGCAAUCCGUCAGGGAGGCGGAUGCCAUGCAUAGGACCAGGCUGACGCGUGCUUCCUGGACGUCGUGGCGCCUCGCCGUUGGUCAUCGGCAUGCCCAGCGGCGAGACGCGCAGCAUCGCGCCCUGGCCGUCGGAUGGCACACAUGGCAUGCAAAGAAGUGUGACCGACUGCAGCGCAUUGCUUGGACAUUGUGGCAGCACGCGUGGCUCGCGCACACAGCGACUGCGAUCGACACGUUUCGCGCGCUCGCUAGCGCAUGGCAUGCGUGGCGCGCACGUAUGGAACGGCUGGCUCACCUUUCGCCCAAAGCCUCGCUGUUCUCACGAUACCUCACGCAGCGCCUCGCGUCGCGCGCAUGGGUCGCAUGGCGCCUGCGUCUAGGCGAGCGGCGUAGCGACGCACAUGACAUGCUGCUAGCUGCGCGUCUACGUGCACACCAUGCGCUUCGUCGAGCAUGGGGCAUGUGGCGCACCAGCCUAGCGCAACACCUCGUGCGCCACCACCACGGCCGGCAGGUGUCGCAGCGCGUGGACGAGCGCGUACGGCAUGCUGCCUGGAUGACGUGGCGUGUUCGCACACAGCUCGUUGGCAUUGACGCCGUGCGCACGGCUCACUCGCUACGUCAUGCAUGGAAUGCGUGGUGGCUCACAUACACCGAGCGCACCAUGGCACGCCAGGCGCUCGUGAUGCAGCUCACGCACCGCACCCAUGCGCGCGUAGUGCGCCAUGCAUGGCACACCUGGUCGCGCCGAUAUCACGCGCAGCUGCGCGAAGAGCGCGCGGCCCAAGGCACAUUCACGUGGCGCUGUCUUUACAUGGCCUGGCACGCAUGGAAAGCGAGAUGGCGGCAUGUGCAGCAGGAAUGGACACGCGCGGAGGACGUCGAGACCCACCAUCUUCUCCGGCGCCGCUGGCGUGCGUGGACGCAAGCGCUGCAGCGCCGUCGGGAGACGCGUGCGGCGCAUCACUAUACGGACCAGCUUCUUCGUCGCGUCUGGUCCGCUUGGCGUGUGUCGUAUGCGAGUCAGCGCCACUCGCAGUCAUGCGAGGCGCUCGUGCUCGCUCAACAGCAUGCGCAUCGACAGCGCGAGGCCUGGCGCCGGUGGACGUCCAAACUCGCGGCGCAUCGCGAUCGGGCAGGCCGGGCGUGCCUCGUGCAUGAUGCGCUGCUUCUUCGUGCGGGCUGGGGGCAGUGGCGUACACGACGCGCGCUGUGCCGUGCCAUGGAACACACCGCCGUCACAUGGCACGAGACCCGGCGUGGAUCUGCGCACAGGCAGCUCCGUCGCGCGUGGGAUGCAUGGGCCGCGAGACGCGAGCAUCGCAUCGCGCUCCAGCAAGCGUAUGCGCUGUGGACAUCGGCCCGUGUCACGCGAGCCUGGUGGCAGUGGCGCGAUGUGUAUGCGCAGCUCUGUCUGCAAGCGCCGGAGCUCGAGACGUUGGCUCUUCGACGACGCGCGAUACUGCGUGUGUGCUGGGCGCGCUGGACAGAAGCUUCCGCGUGCGUGCCUAUGCUACGGGCACGGCGGUGCCAGCGCCAGCGACUUGUCCUACGCCGUUGGCGGCGGGCCACACAAGCAGCGCGCCAUCGACGCACAGCGCGCCAUUUUGGCCUCGACACGGCCGGGCGCGACGCUUGGGACGCAUGGCGCGCGCGCGCCAUGUACCAGCGCGAUACACGGUGGAUUUCGCGCCUCAAGGGCCGACGCGCCCGCCUAUCGAAUGUGCCGCGCGUGCCGCCGCGAUUCCAGGCUAGGUGCGCCGAGACACAUGGUACGGUCCUGCCUGUUGCACGGGCAGCACCGUCAGCUCAGCAAUAUUGA